AUGCAGUUCAAGCUCUUCACAGCCGCUAUCGCCGCCAUGGCAGUCGGAGGCGCCGUAGCAAGCCCAGUUCCAGACGUCGAGGCUCGUGACCUCAGAUUGGAGCUUGACACUCAGCACAAGCAGUUCAAUGACCGCUUGAACGACAUUCGAAAGUCGCAGCAAGCCCAGGGCUGGAGUGUCCCCAACUCGUCCCAAAUUACUCGAAUCAAGCAGCAAGUCCAGGGUGCUCAUAGAUGGAGUUCCAACCAGCGAUCUCAGUUUUGGCCAUACACCUACUACAACAACUACUAUGACUCCGACCUCUACAACUCUUACCGUAGCUACUAUAUUCUGUACUCCAACCUGUACAACAACUGCUACUACGGCCAGGACUACUGCAAGAACUAUUACAAGUGGUAG
Messenger RNA from Sphaerulina musiva SO2202, 399 nucleotides. RefSeq lists its product as uncharacterized. The record is from RefSeq and is a predicted model, not a curated record. The coding region runs from base 1 to 399 and encodes 132 amino acids. Lineage: Eukaryota; Fungi; Ascomycota; Dothideomycetes; Mycosphaerellales; Mycosphaerellaceae. The transcript is spliced from 2 exons.